Messenger RNA from Solea solea (common sole), 2439 nucleotides. It is a transcript of the gene ddx59, whose product is annotated as DEAD (Asp-Glu-Ala-Asp) box polypeptide 59. The record is from RefSeq and is a predicted model, not a curated record. The transcript is spliced from 10 exons. NCBI's taxonomy places the organism in Eukaryota, Metazoa, Chordata, Actinopteri, Pleuronectiformes, Soleidae. Bases 419 to 2332 code for a protein of 637 amino acids. Gene Ontology annotation, molecular function: RNA helicase activity; ATP binding; nucleic acid binding.
GCUGCGGGCAGUAGAAGUGCAGCAGAGCACCCAGGGCCGAGCCGUCUGUGCUGUCUUUCAGCAGGUUGUCCACAGGAGGGAUCCACAGAUCGGACUGGGGAGAGGUUUGCUCUUUCCUGUACCGCGCCUGCAUGGCAAGAACACUUUUGAAAGGGCCAGGGGACUAAUGUAAGUCCUCGGAGGCCACUCUGCCUUCACCAUCCUCUCCUCGGCUCCGCUGAACAGACUUGAGGAUAUUGAUUGAGAUCUGCUGUGGUCCAACAAGAUCGAAUGGCAACAAAGUCAGGGACAGACGGCACUUGGACGUGCUUCUCUUCUGUCGUGCUGCUCCGGCUCGUCUUGGCCCGUGAGAUCAAGGAAAAGAUAUUAAGGACGGAGUGAAUCGGUGCGAUGUGGAGGUCAAUAAUCGCCAAACAGGAUGUUUAUGCCAAGAGCCCUGAAAGUGAAGAGACCUGUCCAAGGAUCAGGGCACAUUGUAAACAAGAAAAGCAAGAUUGAACAGAGUGAGAGAAAGGAUACAAGUAUAUCAGAGACACAAGUUCUUAAGGACAAGCCAUAUGAAGAUGCAACAAUACAAGAUGAGACAAUACAAUCAGGAGGUGACUCUGCAACUUUGACAGAGAGCUCAGUAGUUGAAGAUGCACUGGAGUCUUCGUCCAGUAACUCAGGGGAAGAGGAGGAGGAGGAAGAGGAGGAUGAACCGGUCAAGUCAUUUAAAAAGAGCCAGAGAUGGCCGGAGCCAGGGGAACCUGUCUGUGUGAUGUGUGGUCGUUAUGGCGAGUACAUUUGUGACCGCACUGACAAUGAUGUUUGCAGUCUUGAAUGCAAAGCUAGCCAUUUACAGCAAAUGGGAAUGGGGACUGGGCCUGAUGUGUUUAACCGCAAGGACGUAAAAGGAGAUGGAAGGACUCAACAGGCAUCAGUUGACAGAGGUGGGGUGGCUGCAAGCGAAGCAGAGUAUUCCUACAAGGAAGAUGCAUUCAUAUCAGAUUUAACAGAUGAACAGGUGCAGCGUGUUAAGCAGGAGCUAGGCAUUGAAACCCAGGGGACUGAUGUAAGGAGACCCAUCAUUGAGUUUGAACACUGUGGUUUCCCUGCCACUCUGAGGAGUAACCUGAAGAAGGCUGGCUAUGAAGCGCCCACGCCGGUCCAGAUGCAGAUGGUGCCUGUUGGUCUCAGUGGCAGGGAUGUGAUUGCAAGCGCUGACACAGGCUCAGGGAAAACUGUUGCCUUUUUGCUGCCGGUGGUAGUGAGAGCACUGGAGAAACCAGCCCACAGUGCGCACAGCCCUGUAGCUCUGAUCCUGACUCCCACUAGAGAGCUAGCCAUUCAGAUAGAGAGACAGGCCAAGGAACUGGUCAUGUGUCUUCCCAACAUGAGAACUGCUCUACUGGUAGGCGGCAUGCCGCUUCCCCCACAGCUCCACCGCCUCAAAUCCAGCAUCAAAAUCAUCAUAGCCACACCUGGGCGACUCCUUGAGAUCUUGAGGCAGAAAGCAGUGACGCUAAACAAAGUGAAGGUUGUGGUGGUUGAUGAGGUGGACACUAUGUUGAAGAUGGGCUUCCAGCAGCAGGUGCUGGAGGUACUGGAACAAGUCCCUGAAGAACACCAGACUCUGCUGGCAUCGGCCACCAUCCCAACAGGAACAGAAGAGUUGGCUGCUCGACUUGUCCGCGACCCUGUUCGUAUUGCUAUUGGAGAGAAGAACCAGCCGUGUGCCGAUGUGAGGCAGAUCCUGUUGUGGGUUGAAGAACCCUCAAAGAAGAAGAAGUUGUUUGAGAUUCUUAAUGACAGUAAGCUCUACCACCCCCCAGUGGUGGUGUUUGUGGACUGUAAACUGGGGGCUGAUCUGCUGUGUGAGGCAGUCUCUCAGGUGACUGGUCUCAAUACAGUGGCAAUACACUCUGACAAGAGCCAACUGGAACGCAACCGCAUCCUCAGAGGUCUGCUGGAUGGGGAGUUUGAGGUUGUGAUCAGUACAGGAGUGUUGGGCAGGGGACUAGACCUGGUAAACGUAAGACUGGUGGUUAACUUUGACAUGCCCAACACAAUGGAUGAGUACGUCCAUCAGGUGGGCAGAGCAGGUCGGCUGGGACACAGGGGAACAGCCAUUUCUCUUCUCAACAAUAACAACAAGCGCUUGUUCCUAGAGGUGGUGAACCGAGUCAGACCCACAGGGUCCAUCCUUCCCCCACAGCUACUAAACUCACCCCACCUCCAUGAGCAACAGAGAAGGCAAAAACAAAAGAUAAAACUGGCUCAUGAGGACAUUCUGGUCACCAAGAACAACCUCUUAGACAUCAUAAGGAAACACCACCGUUCUAAGAAGUAGCAAUUUCCGCAAAUCUUUCCUGCAAUGGUGUCUAUUUAAUGAGGAAAUACUAAAUGUUUAUUUUGUAUAUUGUCUUUUGGAAAACAAUAAAUGUUAAUUUUGAUUUA